Petromyzon marinus (sea lamprey) is the source of this 515-nucleotide messenger RNA. The record is from RefSeq and is a predicted model, not a curated record. Lineage: Eukaryota; Metazoa; Chordata; Hyperoartia; Petromyzontiformes; Petromyzontidae.
GCGAGGCGUGAAAGCGCGCGAAGGCGCGGGAGAAGUCUGCGACGUUUCCCGCCAAAUCUGCGAUGGCGCCGGUGGGUAGCGAAGGCGAUUCCCUCGCCAGCUCCAGGAGUCGCCGAGACAAGAAGGACAAGGCGGGUCGCAGCGCCGCUUUGGAGAAACUCCGCAAGGCAAAGGCCGGGGAGAAGGUCUCCUACGAGGUGGAGGACGUGACGCGUGUGUAUGACGAGGUGACGGAGGAGGAGUACUCGAACCGCGUGCGGGAUCGUCAGGACGACGACUGGAUCGUGGACGAUGACGGCAUCGGUUACGUCGAGGACGGCCGCGAGGUUUUUGACGAUGAGCUGACCGAGGAUGUCCUGGAGAGUCGCAACAGGGACCGCAAGGGCGUUGGCGACUCCCGCAAGACCGCCGGUGGCGAGGCGAAAAAAGCCGGUCACCAAAAGGACGUGGAUCUGUCCAAGGACGACCUGCUUGGGGACAUCUUGCAGGACCUACAGUCUGAGGAUGAACUUUGA